AUGGAUUUUAGCCAUGAGGGUGGAGAAUACAAGGCCUUUGCUGGUCUAUCACACCAAGUUGUGUCACUAUCAGGAUGUCACUAUAUAGACCCUUGCACCCAUCAUAAUCACAUUGAGAUCCAGACUGGGAAUUGGAAGAAUCAACUUAAUGUCCUUGUUGACACAUAUUUGAAUUAUUGUAGUCAGGAUGAAGGCAAUGGUAUGCUGAGUAUUCCAGAGACUGUCAUAAUGCCUGAUGGGCUUAAUUGUCUCUCACUUGCUGACAUUGAACUAGUGGACAUGUUUGGUGUAACAACAUUACAACCACAACCAUUGCACACCUAUUCGAACAAAACACUGAUUUAUCAC
Messenger RNA from Suillus subaureus, 348 nucleotides. RefSeq lists its product as uncharacterized. The transcript has 3 exons. The annotation marks the transcript as partial. The record is from RefSeq and is a predicted model, not a curated record. Lineage: Eukaryota; Fungi; Basidiomycota; Agaricomycetes; Boletales; Suillaceae.